This is a messenger RNA of Dermochelys coriacea (leatherback sea turtle), 3088 nucleotides long. It is a transcript of the gene NKX2-6, whose product is annotated as NK2 homeobox 6. Bases 25 to 909 code for a protein of 294 amino acids. The transcript has 2 exons. Gene Ontology annotation, molecular function: DNA-binding transcription factor activity, RNA polymerase II-specific; RNA polymerase II cis-regulatory region sequence-specific DNA binding. Lineage: Eukaryota; Metazoa; Chordata; Testudines; Dermochelyidae. The record is from RefSeq and is a predicted model, not a curated record. Gene Ontology annotation, cellular component: nucleus. Gene Ontology annotation, biological process: regulation of transcription by RNA polymerase II; cell differentiation.
AUUUCCCCCACGAGUCCGAGCAGGAUGCUGCCCUGUCCUAUCACUUCCACCCCCUUCUCGGUCAAAGACAUCUUAAAGCUGGAGCAGCAGAGCGCUCAGAGCGGGGACCCUCAGGGAUUCCUCCCCCAGGAUCUGCAAGAGCCUCCGGCCCUGCAGCCACCCCCUGCUUGCCUGCGCAAGAAACGAGAGGCUGCCUACAAUUCUGGGGACCUUCCCUUCCCGGUGGAAGUCGAUCAUCGCGGAAAUUGCAGGAGGCGUGAGGAGGAGUAUGAGCUCCUGAGAAGCUCCUGUGAAGAAGACGACGACAUGGACCUAAGCAAAUCUCUGGCCGCGGACUCUUUCGAGACCCCGGAGCAGAAAGGUGACCCGUGCGAGCGGCCCAACCCAAGGCAGAGGCGGAAACCCAGGGUUUUGUUUUCUCAAGCUCAAGUUUUCGAGCUGGAAAGGCGGUUUAAACAGCAGAAGUACCUCUCGGCUCCGGAACGGGAGCAUCUCGCCAGCCUGCUGAAACUCACCUCCACGCAAGUCAAGAUCUGGUUCCAGAACAGGAGAUACAAGUGCAAGCGCCAAAGGCAAGAUAAAUCGCUGGAGUUCUCUGCCCAUCCCCUUCCUCCCAGGAGAGUAGCGGUCCCUGUACUUGUCAGGGACGGCAAGCCCUGCCUUGGGGGCUCACAGGCUUACACGGCCCCUUAUAACGUCCCGGUCAGCCCUUACUCCUACAACACCUACUACAGCGGUUACAGCAAUAGCCCGUACAGCGCAAACUACAGCGGUAGUUACGCGGGGGGGCCCGCUAGUGCCGCGCCCGCCGGUCACAUCAUGAACAUGAGCUUUAGUGUCUCCAGCGCUGCUCAGAGCCAGCAGAGUCACUUGCAAGCCACGCUGCAAGCAGGGAUCAGGGCUUGGUAAAGGUCUCCCUUGAAACAGUCCACCUGGAAGAUGCUGAACCUCUGCAGGGCAGGACGGGGAUCAGAAAGCCCGGACCAGGACAGUUCCUGCUCAAUCCCCUUCCACCUUCUUCCGCCCCCAGGGCCGGGUGCUGGGCCUCCCCAUGGACACUGUGUCUUUUAAAAGACGUUGUACUGGAAGAAGGGGCUCUCUGGCGCUUUCAAUUUCUGAUCCCUGGGGACUAAGCUCCUGCUCCCUUUAUUUAUUUAACAUGGGUGUUUUUAAAUACAGCCCUUUCUCUCUCUCACCUCCUGCCCCCCAAAAGUAUUUGCUUCUCCAGAAUGCAAGAAGAGUAGUGAUCACGCGAGCUCAACCAACCAACCUCGUGUCUUUCCUAAAGACAAAUGUGAAAGUACUGGGUGUGCACGUUUCUGCACAUUUAUUUUCAGCUGACCAUUUUAUUUAAUUCCUAAACAAAAACAAAAAAAACUUGUAUCCUCGGUGAUAUACCGAUCUUCAUUCCUGCCCAGCACACAUUUUCCCUGUGUGUAUUUUUUUCCAAUAAAAAAAAUGAAAAAACCACCAAUUUUUUCAAUUACACUGUUCACACUUUUUUAAAAAACAAAAACAAAAAAACAACUCUUUCCUGUAUCUAGCCCCAUUCAAAAAAAGUGCAGUUACCACGAAAUCCGAUUCAGCACAGCGAUUGGAAAUAAAGGCUCAAAUUACCAAAGAGAGAGAGAGAGAGAGAGGUCAGAGCCUCAUGGCCUGAGCACAGCUCUGAGAGCCAGGAAUUGUGGAGUUCUGAUCUCUGACACAGCCUCCUUUCCCUUCAACCCUGGGCAAAUCCUUGAACCUCUCCGCUUCCCUUCCCCAUACCUACAAUAGGUUUAUUUUAUUUCACAGGAAAGCGGUGAGGGUUAAUUAAUUAGUUGCUGGGUCAGAUCUUCAGCUGGUGUCCAACAGCUUAAUUAUAGUGAUUUCAAAAGGAGCUAUGGCAAUUUACACAGCUGAGGCUCUGGCUCUCUCUAUAUGAAGUGCUUUGCAGGUUACAAGAACUACAUAAGUAUUAAAUCUGGAAGAGCCGAACCCUGUUUCCAAGCCUGAGGAUGAGAGCUUUUCAAGAAUCACUUCUGUGCUGGCAUUUUCAGGGGCAUUAGAUAUGUUGUAAAUAGCUACACUGAUCAGUUUGGUUGAUACUGUAGAAAUCUUUUUCGAUGACUAAAUAAGGACAUGGUUUUAUUGAAAUUUUUUAUAUUAUUAAAGAAACGCUGUGUAAAAGGAUUAAUAUUUCUCUACACCGGAAUGGCAAGAGGUAGAACUACCGCCCAGAGGAAGAUGCUGCUGUCAGAAAGGAAAAAUUGUUUCAGACAGGAAGCUGUCACACUUCUAAACUUUUUUUUUUUUCCUCCUGAGUAUGGUGAGAGUUCACAGGGGCCAUAAUUUUACCCGUUCAUUUUUUAUCACAAACACGGUGGGUCAGUCUACACACAGGUGCCAUUAAUGUCAAUGGGAGUUCCCCAGCAGACAGACAUAGAUAUGGCCAAUACAGUCUGCGUCCAAUACAAAUGAGGCCAAUUCUGCUCACCUUACUUGUGUGAGUAGCCCCAGAGCCAAUGUGCAUCCAACAACUAGGCCAUUCAAAGAUGCCUUCUAGCUUUCAAAUGUAGAAUCAAAGAGAUCACCUUUCUAACUGGAAAAUUAAUUAUCUGAAGCAUGUUUGUGUUGAAAGACAUGGUCUUAACAGAAAAGAUGAUUCCACAGUGUAUUAUCCCAGACAUUACACUUAGCCAUUACAGUGAUGGGACCACAUAACUACCUAGAUAUAGACAGUAGCUACCAAAAAUAGCACAUAUCCCAAAUAUGUCAGGUAACAACAUGCAACUCCUCGGCCAGGCCCUCUGGCACAGCAUAUUUGCUGUCACUGCGAGGUUAGGCUCCAAAGAAAGCAUUGCAUGUUGUGGCUUGACAUAGCCUCGGGCACAAGACAGCACUUGAAAAGCAGGUGUGGGAUAUACCUUUCGCUCCACGUCACCAAUAUGCCAUGAAAGAAACCCAGACCCUCUGACUCAGCCACAAUAGCUUGGGUGAGCUGUUUUAUUCUUGCUGGGUUCCCUUACCCGGGAUGGUGAGAAACGGGUGUAUGGAGAACUCUACCCCCUCGGCUAAACUCUGGUUUCCACUUACAGCAGUAAAAAGA